Molecule: messenger RNA, 4536 nt
Organism: Alligator sinensis (Chinese alligator)
Lineage: Eukaryota; Metazoa; Chordata; Crocodylia; Alligatoridae
Gene: RNGTT
Product: RNA guanylyltransferase and 5'-phosphatase
Exons: 16
Coding region: 22-1827 (601 amino acids)
Biological process (GO): 7-methylguanosine mRNA capping; protein dephosphorylation
Molecular function (GO): protein tyrosine/serine/threonine phosphatase activity; mRNA 5'-triphosphate monophosphatase activity; mRNA guanylyltransferase activity
Source: RefSeq, a predicted model, not a curated record
AAAUUUUUACCUCUAAAGACAAUGUUAGGACCAAGAUAUGAUGAUCAAGUUGCUGAAGAAAAUCGUUUCCAUCCCAGUAUGCUGUCCAAUUAUUUAAAGAGUCUGAAGGUCAAAAUGGGUUUGUUGGUAGACUUGACAAACACCACUAGAUUCUAUGAUAGAAAUGAUAUAGAGAAAGAAGGGAUCAAAUACAUAAAACUUCAGUGUAAAGGGCAUGAAGAAUGCCCUACACCUGAGAACACAAAAACAUUUAUCCGCGUAUGUGAGCAUUUCAGUGAAAAGAACCCUUCAGAGCUUAUAGGUGUUCAUUGUACACAUGGUUUCAAUCGAACUGGUUUUCUGAUCUGUGCCUUUUUGGUUGAGAAGUUGGAUUGGAGUAUUGAAGCUGCAGUGGCUACUUUUGCACAAGCCAGACCACCAGGUAUCUAUAAAGGUGACUAUUUGAAAGAACUGUUCCGCCGUUAUGGAGAUGUAGAGGACGCACCACCACCACCUGAACGACCUGAAUGGUGCUUUGAAGAUGAGGAUGAGGACGACGAAGAGGAGGAUGAUGGUAAAUCAGGCGGUCAGGAAUCAGAACCUGGAUCAUCAAGUUCUUUUAGCAAAAGGAGAAAAGAACGCCUAAAACUGGGUGCAGUUUUCUUGGAAGGCGUGCCAGUUAAAUAUGUGACCCAAGUGACAACUCAACCAAAAUUGGGCGAGAUGCAGCACAAAUGUCAGCAAUUCUGUGGAUGGGGAGGGUCUGGAUUCCCUGGAGCACAGCCUGUUUCCAUGGACAAGCAAAAUAUUAAAGCUUUAGAGCAGAAGCCAUACAAAGUAAGCUGGAAAGCAGAUGGUACUCGGUAUAUGAUGUUGAUUGAUGGCAAGAAUGAAGUUUAUAUGAUUGAUAGAGAUAACUCAGUGUUUCAUGUAUCAAACCUGGAGUUUCCAUUUCGUAAAGAUCUUCGUACACACUUAACAAAUACUCUUUUGGAUGGGGAAAUGAUCAUUGACAAAGUGAAUGGCCAAGUUGUCCCUCGUUACCUGAUAUAUGACAUUAUUAAAUUCAAUAGACAGCCAGUUGGAGAUUGUGAUUUUAAUGUUCGACUCGCAUGCAUAGAAAAAGAGAUUAUAUUUCCACGACACGAAAAGAUGAAGAAUGGUCUUAUUGACAAAGCACAGGAACCAUUCAGUGUUCGAAACAAGCCAUUUUUCGACAUACACGCUGCAAGAAAGCUUCUUGAAGGAAGUUUUGCUAGGGAAGUCAGUCAUGAAGUGGAUGGACUAAUUUUUCAGCCUACAGGGAAAUACAAGCCUGGUCGAUGUGAUGAUAUUUUAAAAUGGAAGCCUCCCAGUCUGAAUUCUGUUGAUUUUCGCCUAAAGAUAACAAAAAUUGGUGGAGAAGGGCUCCUUACCCAGAAUGUUGGUCUUCUUUAUGUCGGAAGCUUUGACAGACCUUUUGCACAUAUUAAGAUGCUGCUACUCAGUUACCUACUGCUACUUUCCAGUAUUUUUCAGGAAAGAUUUUUUUUUUGUUUCAUUCUGCCUCUCAAAAACAAGGUGACAAAAGAAUUAAAACAGUACGACAAUAAAAUUAUAGAGUGCAGGUUUGAGAACAACAGCUGGGUCUUCAUGAGGCAGAGGAUAGACAAAAGCUUUCCAAAUGCUUACACAACAGCUUUAGCCAUAUGUAACAGCAUCCAAAAUCCGGUCACAAAAGAAAUGCUGUUUGAGAUCACUGAAAGGUGUACAGCAACUUCACAAGGACAGACACGUAACCAUCACCUGGAUCCUGACACUGAACUCAUGCCACCACCUCCUCCCAAAAAACCACGCACCGUAACCUAACGCCACAGGCUCAGCAUAUGGCAUAUUUACAGUUCUGCAGAAGGUGAAAUGAAAGUGUGAGAAUUAAAAACACUUGCAAAAAAAAGUAAUUAAAAGCAUCCUGUAAAUACUAAGAUGCAUCUUUUUCAAAUGCCACAUCAUGAACUUUGUUUUCUAACUGGUAAAUUCAACCUUACUUUGUGGGAUUUGAAGAUUGAAAUAUCCAAAGGUUUAGACAAGAACAGUACAGAAUCAAUGAAAAGCUGUCUUGUUUCUAUACGGAUAUAUUUCACCUUUAAUUUAUAAUGUCAGCAAUCUGGAACCGAGAACAUUGGAACACUGUAAGUUUUCAAAGCUGUAUUUCAAAGAUAGUGGUGUUUUUCUUUUUUAUUUAAUUGGUUAGGAUUUAUCAUCUUUAGUAUAAUUUAUCAUAGUUUUCCUACAUUUCUGAGACUCAUGUUUAAGAGCAAACAGCAAUGUUGUUUGUGCACUGUAUUGGUUUAAAAAAAACCUUAUUAGGGUUCACAAAUUUUAAAAUUAGUUGGGCUUCUUUGUUGUUGAAAUAUUAAAGUGAGUCUUUAUUGUUGUAAACAGCAUCCUUCUGAAAGGAAAAGUGCUGGGUGUCUUUUUUCCUGUUUGAACUAACACACCUCAUAUGGUGGGCUGAUUUUAGCUUUGCCUUUUGCCUUUUAAGUUUAUCUGUAGAUAAGGAACACUCACCAAAUCCUUACUAUUAAGGUGUCUGUUGUGAGACAAUUUCUAGUUCAGGGCUUAGUUCUCCAUUGUAAAGAAUAUUUAAAAGUACACCUCACUGUGAUAUCCAAGAGUAAUAACUAGUACUAAUGAUGUUGUCUUAGAUUCAGCACAAAAUGGCAGAAGAAAUGCCAGACAACUCCUCUGACAGAGAGGUAAUGCCAGUCGAAUUGAGCCGUAUCACAGGGGAAAGGGUCUUUUGUUAGAAAAAUGCCAGGGCAAAGGCAAAGCAUUUAUUGGUGGAAAUGAACAUCCUGGAAUGAGGGCAUUUAUUUUCAAAGCUGGAGAAAGCUGUCCUAUGACGAUAUUUAAUCCACCAACUUUAUAUCUUAUACCAAAUGCUGAAGCAAAUAUCCUGAUGACUCUUGCUAAAGUAUGUUGUCAGUUGUUCAGACUCGUUAGUAUUGAAAAGCUGCAUUCUAUUUGACUUAUGAAGUAAUUGUCCUGAAUUUAAACUAAUUAGAAACAACUUUAAUGAUAAAAAUGCAGUUUUGAAAAGUUUACUGUACCAUUUAUAAGCUGGUAUUUGGCUGUUUAUAUAUAGCUUACUUAUUGAUAUGUAAGUAUGGGUCAUCCAUGCAUUCAGCAAUUUGAUUAGCUAACAUGAUUUCAUUUGGUAUAAUAUUAACCAAAAACAUGUUUAUAUUUAAAUGAGUUUUAACGUUUGUAAACAAAGUUAACUCCUGCAAUAUUUUUUUCUAUAUGGAAACUUUAGGGCUAUGCUUUGUGGAGGCUUCUCCAAUUGUUUCAACAUGUUGUAUAAGUAUACGCUGUAUCAUUUACAUGGUAAUCCUAGCAUCUCUUUCCUGGGAUAGUCCAUAUAUGUUGUAGGGAAUGAAAGGAGUUAAAUAAGUUACUUUUUUGCUACAUUAAAACUUGAGAGGAAAAAGUGUGUUCAUUAACACUCAUGUUUCAGUCGUACACACUUUCUGCUCAUUAUCUAUAUUAAAGAUACAGUAUUGCCUAUGCAAGGUUGCAAAAUUGUCUCCUAAAAUCAGCCUUAUAAAUUUGAUAUGAAAAUCUAUGCAACCUCUACAUUCUGCAUUGAAACACACAGGAAAUGAUUUUUUUCACAUAGUAUAUUUUUUCCAGACAACACUCUUUUCAGUGAGAUAAAUUAUAACAAACUUUUUGUCAACAGUCUUUUGUUUAAAGAUUGUUUAAACAGUGCUGUUUAAUGGUUGCGACCUUUUAAAUACGUUAUAUUUAAAAAGAGCGUCUCAUUGUUUUAAGUACUUAUCCAGCUUAUGGCCUUUGUACUACUUACCACCACCACCCACUGCUGCUUGUAUUUCAACUGAACUUUAAUGUUUCUUUUUUUCUCUUUGCCUAUAGCGCUGUGGCACUAGUCUAUCUUCUACAUGCAUUUCACCUAGCUCAGUCUCACUUAUAGCCCUUUGCUUAUUUUGAUAUUGUUCUUCUUCCUCACUCAAGCUUCAAAUGGAUUUAAUGAAGGAAUUGUAAAGACAGUGAGACAGUGAAAGCUCAUUUGAUGAUUGGGAGCUUCAUGUUGUGAUUUGACUUUGGAACUCUUCCUGUACUGCUUGCCCAUUGCUGUUAUAAGAGGCUAUCUUGGCUUUUCUCCAGCUUUUUUCAGAAAAACUAUCUACCAAGAAGGCAUGGUAGAAAGAAGAGCCAGAGUUGGUUUUUUUUUAAGAAACUCCAUUUGGACCCAGCUGGGUUUUAGGAUUGUAAAAUGUAUGAGACCCCUUUCUCUGCUAAUAAAUAUUCAGUAGUCAAAGAUCAAGGUCAAGGGGACAAGGAAGGCUGUCAUAAAAACUAAGAAAAAACAAACUGUCUACUCUGAAGCUAUAGAGUAUGAGUUCAUCCUCCCCCUCCAACUCCAGUUUUGUCAUUUGUUAAAUAAUGCCUAUAGAAGUUAUUGCAUUUUGCUUUCAGUGAAGUUAUAAAAAAUGUCAGUACAUUCCUCUGCAAACUAUGUAUUAAGUAUUUUAAUAAAGUCAGUGGUUUAAAAUA